AUGGCUGGUAGCAAUGUAUUAGAAUACGAUUGUUUGGAUUAUCAUCGUCAAUAUCGAACAAAGCUUGCUAAUCAAGAUUUAUUCGAUAUCACUACUGAAUUGAUAUCAUUUUGUUUUCGUCCAAUGUAUCAAUCUAAUGAAACACCAGAGACAUUCGUUCACCCACUUGCUCGUCAACUUUCAUUUAAAAGCGUGAGUGACAUGGGCAUCACUCCAGAACAACUUCUGUCAUGGUCGAUUCCAAUGGUUGUAGUUGAACGUUAUCAACUUUAUUUGAGCAACUACAAGAUGGCAUUAAUGAAUGAGCAUUACUACAAUUGCACUCCUCCACAAUUUGGUAUGCGAUGCCAAUAUUCAUUUGGAUCUCGUCUCAAACAAGGCAUGUCAUUCGAGGAUCUUGUAGAUGCGACAUUUCGAAGUAAACAAUCGUAUGCAGAGUCAGAGGACGGAGUAACACUGUCAGCACCGAUACCAUGUUAUGUUCUAAUUGCAUGUCAUCGAAAUGGAAUAGAAUGGUGUCUUGAUUGGCGUGAAAUUUGUGAUGGAAUUGUGGAUUGUUUUGAUGAAGGCACCGAUGAAGAACAUUGUUUUGCAUUGGAAAUGAAUAAAUGCAAAAUAGAUGAAUAUCAAUGUCACAAUGGUAUGUGCAUUGCAGAAGAUCUCUGGGAUGGCGGCGAAGGUGACGCAGAUUGCUUGGAUCGAUCUGAUGAAAUUCUGGAUGCAUCUUAUUUGAAUAAGUGUUAUCAAGAUGUGUCAUUUCGAUGUGAACAACACUCCUGUCGGCCAAGUAAUAGACUAUUUGCAUGCGGUGAUAGUGACUGUGUGACAAGUUUUAAACCGUGCCAUAGUGGUCGACAUCACCUAUUGAUUAAUUCGACAUUACGGCAAGGUGAUUUGAAUGAAGAAUGUUGGGUGACAAUGGCCUGUUUGACUAAACUUAUCAAACAAAUCAACGGAAAAUCAUGCGAUAUGUGGUUAGCGAAUGACUCCGCUAGUACACAUCUUGCAGCGUGUCAUUCUUUCUUUCAAUUUCCAACGGUUGCAGUCUAUUCGAGUCAUGUUCGAUUUUACUAUAGCAAUGUUCAAUAUCGUGACAAUCUGACGAAUAAUUUUGUGCCUGACUACAUAUGUUACAACAGAGAACUUUGCGAGUUUAGUUCAUUUCAUCCAGGCCCUCAUAAUAAUCUUACUUGUGUGAACGAAUGGAAUGAAUGGCCAGAAUGGUAUAAUUUAGUUGAGAAUCCUUGGAGUCUAUUAGUACGAUGGGUCGAGGAAAAUUUUCGCUUUUGUUUCGUCUCGAAACAUUUUCUUAUAAAUGCAAUGACAGAUUCAAACUACUUCAACUUAUAUCAAUGUUUAAACUCGUCGAAAAUGAUUCCUUUCCGUCGCAUCAAAGAUAAUUUGAACGAUUGCAUCGAGGGUGAUGAUGAAUACCACCAAAAUAGUUGUUCUCUAAACGACCGACAUCGAAUCAGAUGCGGUGAAGCAAACGAGUGUUGGUCAUCGAUAUACAAAAAGUUUGCCUGUGAAUCGAGCAACGAACGAAGCAAAGAAAUUCUCCCAUUUCAAAGCUUUUGUGAUGGCAUCCGACAAUACUUUUACCACAACUUGAACAGACAAAUUCGAUUCGAUGAAUCUGAUUGUGAUAUCGAUUCGUUAUGUGACAACAUCUAUUCACGAUGUGAUGGAUUUUGGGCGUGUGACGAUGGACGUGAUGAAUGGAACUGUGAUCAAUUACCAUGUCCAUUAGGAAGUCAUCCAUGUAUCUCUCGUCACAACUACACAGUAUCAUGUCUACCUGGCGAUCGUGUCAACGAUAGUGUCGAUGAUUGCCUUGGAGCAACUGAUGAACAAGAAGAUUGCAUCGUAUUCGACUCGAACAACGGUCUUACUCGUCUUCGAUGUUUAGACAGUAACGAGUGUUUAGGAUCAUCACAAUUCUGCAACGGUAUAGUUGAAUGUCCACGCUAUGGAGAUGACGAAAAAUUCUGUGAACAUCAACGGUUCACAUGUCAUCAAAGCGCAUCGCACGAACGAAAUCAACUCGAACAAAUUCUUUGCAGCUUUAAUGAAGACAAUAAGCAUAGAAUUAGAUUCUUUUCGGUCCACACGUCAUCACCGUAUCCUGCUUCAACACAGCCAUAUAAUCACAAUGAUCACGCACAUUUGGGCGAAACCAAAAACGACAAAGGCCAAGAAGACUUGCUGCAAGUGAACACAAAUCAAACAUUCACAAAAGAAGAUCAACGUUGGUCACAUUAUUGUAAUCGUGGCAUAAUGAUUGAAAAACAGCUGAAUAAUCUAUCAUCAUAUGAAUGUUUAUGUUCAGCCAGUUAUUAUGGUAAUCAAUGUCAAUAUCAAAAUCAACGAGUUUCUUUAUCAUUGAAAUUAAGUUCAACCAAUCGAUAUGAAACUUAUGCAAUUGUCAUCUUAUUAGUUGAUGAACAAAACAAUCAAAUCACAACAUUUACUCAAUUUCAAUACAUUGCAAAACAAAGCUGCACUAUGAAAUGGCAUGGAGUUCUUUUGUAUCCAACAAGACCAAACAAUAUUUUAACAAAUUAUAGUGUUCGAAUUGAUGUUAUUGAAAAGAAUUCACUGAUUUACAUUGGCCAUUGGUAUUAUUCGAUUCCAUUUAUGUUUUUACCUGUGAAUCAGUUGGGUAUUGCAUUGAACUUAUCAUCGAAUGUGAUCGUAAGAAAAGCGAAAUGUGAUGAGAACUGUUUAGAUGGAAAACAAGAAUGCAUCGAAUACAUUAAUAUGAAAAACAAAUCAUUUUGUCGAUGGAUAACAGCUGAAUCAAAUGAAAAUAAAUGUUCCAGUCAAUCUCUAUUUAUUGGUUUGACAAACAAUCGUCAAUCGAUUUGUGUAUGUCCAUUGUUUCGACAUGGACCAAGUUGUACCUUAAUGACAUCACAAUGUUCAAUGAAUCUUUGUCAAAAUCAGGGUCAAUGCAUUGAAAAUGAUAAUGAAAAUGCAUUUGGAAGAAAAUAUACUUGUGUUUGCAACGACAAAUAUUAUGGUUUAAAUUGUGAAUAUAAAAAAUGGCAAUUAGAUGUUGCACUUGAAGAUAUUGAGAUUUCAUCUUAUCUCGUUGCACAUUUUUAUGCUAUUUCAAAUCAUUCAGAACCACAAAAAACAAUAAUUCUUCGAAAAUUAACACUCUUUCAACAUAUCGUAACAUUUCAUAUUUCAAUUCCAUUCCAUUUAGUUUUUAUUCAAAUCAAUCAUUAUGAUUUUUACCUUAUUUAUCUUCAACAUUUAUCAUUCAGAUAUACAUUAACACAAUUGAAUUCUAAACAACAAUGUCAUCCGGUUAGCAAUUAUCUCAAUUCAACAAUAUUAGAAUUACAUGAAUAUGAACGAAUACCUUAUUUUCAUCGCAUUUGUUUACAACAUCGAAAUUUGAUUUGUUUUAUUGAUGCAAUGUAUUUAUGUUUGUGUACAAAUGAUAAUCAUGCAAAUUGUUUACGAUUUCAACGAGAAAUGUACACUUCUGAAGAUCAUUUUCGAUGUUCAUUAAAUGAUCGAUAUUGUUUAAAUGAAGGUCAAUGUUAUCAAGAUCAUGUUUAUUGUCCAUCGACAAAGAUUUGUUCAUGUCCAAGUUGUUUUUUUGGUCAACAAUGUCAAUUCUAUGCGAAAGGUCUCGGUUCAACAUUAGAUGAAAUCUUAGGAUAUGAAUUUCUAGCAAAGAAAAAUCUUGCUUCUCAACCAUUUUCCAUUCGAUUAAGUGCUGGAAUAACUUUGAUUAUUUUUAGUUUUGGAAUAAUCAAUGUUAUCUUAUCAUACAUUGCAUUUUCACAACCGAAAGCACGUGAAGUUGGUUGUGGAUUAUAUUUAUUAGCAUUAUCGAUGACUUCAUUAUCGACGAUGAUAUUUUUCGUAUUGAAAUUUUCAUUAUUAUAUCUUUCCUAUCAAGAUGUGUCCAAUGUGGAAUUGAUUCUUACAAUCAAUUGUCGAUGUAUCGAGAUUUUAUUAAAAUUAUCGUUAUUUAUUGGUAAUUGGUUGAAUGCUUCUAUUGCAAUUGAACGAAGUUAUACAGCUGUUCAUGGUUUAUCAUUCAGUAAAAGAAGUCGACAAGUUGCAAGAAAAGUUAUUCCAUGGGUAUUUAUUUGUAAUAUUACAAUUCUCAUUCCUCAAAUGAUUUAUCUUCAUGUAUUUGAAGAUGAAAUGGAAGGAAGAAGUUGGUGUGUAAUUCAUUAUAAAUCGUGGUUAAAGAAAUAUACACUUGGAAUGACAUUUUUCAAUUAUUUUGGACCAUUAUGUAUUCAAAUUCUAUCAACAUUCGUCAUUAUUAUAGCCACAGCUCAUCAACGAUUAUCAUUACAUGAGGAUCAAAGUUUUCGAGAUCAGCUGAAAAUAAAGUUCAUUAAAUACAAACAACUUGUGAUUAGUCCAAUUAUUAUAACAAUAUUAACAUUACCUCAUUUGAUCAUUUCAGUUAUAUUAGAUUGUCGAAAAUCAUCUGAUUUAUUUAGCUUUUUUCUCAAUGGUUAUUUUCUUUCAUUUAUUCCUGCAGCAUCGAUUUUUAUCAUAUAUGUCAUCCCAUCUCCACUUUAUCGAGAACAAUUCAAUCUGCGUAUGAAAUAUUUUCAACGACGAAUCAGUCAAUAUUUGGAAAAGAGAAAAUGUCGAUAG
Adineta ricciae is the source of this 4638-nucleotide messenger RNA. The record is from the annotation of a GenBank genome assembly. NCBI's taxonomy places the organism in Eukaryota, Metazoa, Rotifera, Eurotatoria, Adinetida, Adinetidae.